GAAACAGAGGCGAUGUGUUGCGGGCUAACUUAACUACACAAUUUGUAAUUCACUCCAUAUUAACUUCAGUUAAAAAAGCACAACCAAUUAAUUAAUAUAUUUCGAAUGCAUUUGUUUUAGUGUCUUUUCUCUAAUACUAUCAUUAACGAUAUCCAUCGUUUUAACGUAACUCGACCCCAUUACUCCGUUAACUAAGUUAUUCACCGUAUUUCUGAAUAACGUUAAACCUACAGGCGUUCCGUGUGAGCGCGUAAUUCUCUUUAUUUUAAAUGAUUUCGUGACUGUUUCUUUGCAUGCUCGUCUGUGGCAGCGCACGGAUCAAACCUCACUUGGAACCUACGCUGGGAAUCAAAUUUAGCAGGUGGAAAUAUUUUUGGCAACGCAGGAAGUGCAUCUGUCAGAUGAUAUGGCAACCGUUAACGUUACUCAAGAGCAGAUGAGGACUGGGUUAGGAGCCGAAUUAGUCGUCCUUGUAUCUUAAAGUGAAAGGCUUGGGUUAAACUGCACCCCGAGAUGAGGUCAGUAUAACUUUUGUGUGUGAGAAUAGCUGAGAGUGCAGCGUCAGUCUUUGAUCAAAGUCCACGAGUUCCCUGUCGUCCCUCUCCCCCCCAUUCGUUCGCUGUCUCGGCCCUCUGUAGUUCAUUCUCAUGGCAGAUCCGAGCGCCAAUGUUGGGGAGAGCCUCCCCAGAAUCCUAAACUUUAACGUGGGUGUACUGGGCCAUGUGGACAGCGGGAAGACAUCUCUGGCCCGGGCUCUGAGCAGCACCGCCUCCACCGCCGCCUUCGACAAGAACCCUCAGUCCAAAGAGCGAGGCAUCACUCUGGACCUGGGCUUCAGCGCCUUCACCGUGCCUUUGCCCGAGCACCUGAGAGAGGCCUGCGGCGAAAGACAGUACGACAGCUUACAGUUCACACUGGUGGACUGUCCGGGACAUGCGUCUCUAAUUCGGACAAUCAUUGGUGGUGCUCAGAUCAUUGAUCUGAUGCUUUUGGUGGUCGAUGUGGUGAAGGGUAUGCAGACACAGACGGCAGAGUGUCUCUUGAUUGGUCAGCUCACCUGCUCCCGCAUGAUUGUCAUCCUCAAUAAAACUGAUCUGUUGCCUAGUGACAAGAAACAGAAUGCCAUUGAUAAGAUGACGAAGAGGAUGCACAAAACUUUGGAGAACACAAGAUUCAAAGGUUGCCCCGUCAUCGCUGUGGCAGCAAAACCAGGAGGACCAGAUGCUCCCGGCACAGAGGAAGCACAAGGAGUUACUGAACUUAUAGAGCUGCUGAAGUCCCAGGCAUUCCUGCCUCAUAGAGACCCCUCUGGCUCUCUGCUGAUGGCUGUGGAUCACUGUUUCUCCAUCCGUGGCCAAGGGACAGUCAUUACAGGCACCAUUCUGCAGGGGGCGCUGCGUGUCAAUGACAGUCUGGAGAUACCUGCACUUAAGGUCACCCGGAAGGUGAGGUCUAUACAGAUGUUCCGUAAGCCAGUUCCCAGUGUGAUGCAAGGGGACCGCGUUGGUGUGUGUGUGACACAGUUUGAUCCAAAACUGCUGGAGCGUGGAGUGGUGUGUACACCUGGCUCACUACGAACUCUUCAUGCUGCCGUUAUUUCUGUACAGAAGAUCGAAUACUACCGCGGUGCGCUGAGCAGCCGUUCCAAAAUCCACAUCACCGUUGGACAUGAAACAGUCAUGGCUCGCGUGACAUUCUUCAGCAGAGCAUCUCACAGUGGCCAGUCUGGAGCUUCAGAUGGAAGUCCUUCAGAGCAGAGCUUAGACACCUUCUCAUUUGACUGGGAGUUUCAACAUCAGGAUGAGUUUUUGAGUGGUCAGGCAGAAGUUGAAGGACAGGCACCACAGCAGUGGGCUUUAUUGGAGUUUGAGCGGCCAGUCACAUGUCCACCACUCUGUUUGGUGAUCGGCUCACGACUGGACUCUGACAUACAUGCUAACACAUGCAGGCUUGCUUUUCAUGGAAAGUUGUUGGAGGGCUUCGAAGACAAGAACUACACAGAGACCACACUACCGAGGCUCAAAAUAAGUAAAGAUAAGCAUAAAGAAGGAGCAGUGGAACGGGUGACAGACGACUACACCGUGAUUGGCAAAAACCUAUUUAAGAAGGAGACCAACAUUCAGCUGUUUGUGGGGUUAAAGGUCACGCUUUCAUCAGGAGAAACGGGGGUCAUUGAAGGCGGCUUCGGGCAGAGUGGCAAGAUCAAGAUUAGAGUGCCAGAGGGAUUGAAAGGAGAAACAAAGCAGCUACUUUCCUCUUCUUCCAAGAAAAAAGGAAAGGGUGUGGCCAAAAAUGAGCAGACCAAAGAUGAAGAAGGCAAGACAGACUCGCAGCCAAUCAUCAUUCACCUGAACUUCAAAAGAUAUGUCUAUGACCCCCAUAAAAAGAUGGUGCAGUCCUGACUCUGACAAUGCUAAUUGUUCUGGAAAAGACCACUUGAGAGGAGCAGGAAGGGGAACUUGAUUGAGUUCUAGUUGGUCAGAUGAGGUGCUUUAUGUGUGCAUGCGAGGGGGUCAGGAGCUCUAAUUGUGCUAUCCUCUGGUGUGUAUUCUGUUACACACUUCUGUUCGCAAUCUUGCAGUAAUAAAACACUCAACACUGGAAAAAGGACAUAUGCUUGUGAAGCAGUUCUUAAACAUUUCCAGCCCUUAAAUCGCUGUAAGAAAAACACUUCCAGUUUCAUUUUAUUUGGAGUAAUAGAGCAUGUUUCUUUUUGUCAGUUCUAACUUAUCAAACCUCAGAAAAAUAUUCUGAUGCAUGUAUUAUUAAAAUAUCUUGAAGUCUUAUAAUAUUAUUGAUCACAAGUGGCUUGAGUAGCUUGCCCAAGGAUGCAACCCCAAAUAGCCAGUCAUUUCUGGGACUUGAAACCACAACCUUAUAAUUUUUAGCUUGCCUUUCUUACCAGCCCACUUGUUAAUUGCAUUGACCUUGUUGCUCCAGAGACAAACCAUAAUUAUUAGUACUAGGCCUUCCGUUCGCACGGAGUCAAAACUUCGUCAAUAACAAAGAUGUGAAGAUGUCUGCUAGUGCUCCUAUGGGACGCUAGUAGUAUUUUAGUGGUAUACAUUGGCUAACAAUGAUUAAUGAACACUUUUUGGCCAUUUUAUAUUAGACACGGAAGCUUGACGUUUCUUGUUUUUAUUUGAAGUUUAAAACAGACAUAUUGAAAUAUAUUUGUUGUGGUUUUAGAAUGACUCUCAUAGUGAAGAGAUAUGGCAUGGCUGCUACCUCUGUUUUUCAUUUUUAAUAUGUUGACAUGUUAGGCCUUCAGUUCAGUUCCUGAAGUCCUGACUAAUGGAAGAGUGGCUUGGCUGUAUCUACUUUGAUACUACGGAUAGCAAACAAAUCCUGAUUGGAUCAUUUUCUGUCAAGCUCUCCAAGAUUUUAAUCCUUAAGUUUUCCAACAAAGAUUACAUGCGGAGUACAAGAGGAAUUAUAAUUAUGUACGCUUAUUUAACCUGAUAUGACCAUCUCUUUCCACUCCUCACCUGUGUGCAUAUCUGUGAAUACAUGUUCGGCCAAGCCAUAGCCAACUACGCAUAAUGUUAACAAGUCUGCAAGCAUUAGACCAUGUGGAAUGAAACGAUUUUACAUAAAUUCCCCCUAGGAUAAAUCCCACAGCUGCUAUGACAUUUUCACACUCACACUCUUCUCAUUGUUCUCCAUGUCGCCUAACUGGUUUGCAUAGCUGUUCCUGCCUUUGUAUUCCAACUUGGAGCAACCUUCAGGCAAAUUACCUUAAAAACACUGAUACACACGUACAUGGCAACUGCUUUUAAACUUCCGUGUUUGUGUUUUAUAGACUUGUGUAGGAACAAAGCACUUAUUGACAAAGUGAGAACUGCCUGCAGUUAGUUUCAGUAUAUAUUUGCAAAUAUAAGGAACUCCUGCCUGUAGCACAGUCUUGCUUUGACUAUCAAACUAUCUGUCAGGGUUUGAUUGAUUUUUUUGGUGAAGCAUGCAGAAAGUCUACCCUGCAUCUGUCCAAAUGAGGCUGUGAGGAAGGGAUGCAAAUUUGAUAUCUUGGGUUUUUGCCAUCUGCUAAUAAUAGUGAAUCAUAAAUAAAUAAUAAUGAUUCAAGUCAUAA
Messenger RNA from Pygocentrus nattereri (red-bellied piranha), 4087 nucleotides. RefSeq names its product eukaryotic elongation factor, selenocysteine-tRNA-specific (gene eefsec). Bases 648 to 2402 code for a protein of 584 amino acids. NCBI's taxonomy places the organism in Eukaryota, Metazoa, Chordata, Actinopteri, Characiformes, Serrasalmidae. Gene Ontology annotation, molecular function: translation elongation factor activity; GTPase activity; GTP binding. The transcript has 7 exons. The record is from RefSeq and is a predicted model, not a curated record. Gene Ontology annotation, biological process: selenocysteine incorporation.